AUGAACCGAUCGCCCUCGUCGCUAGGCCUGCUGCCACUGCCACUGCCCGGGUCGCCGUCGUCGUCGUGGGCGCUCUUCCGCGCCCGCGUCACCAGCUUCUUCCACAAGUCGGACACACCCGUUCUGGUCGCGUUCUGGCUGUUUGGCCUCAUUAACAAUGUCCUCUACGUCAUCAUCCUGUCGGCGGCCCAGGACCUCGUCGGCAACGUGCCCAAGGGCGUCGUCCUCCUUGCCGACGUCGUGCCCAGCUUCCUGACCAAGCUCGUCGCCCCCUACUUCAUCCACCGCGUCCCCUAUGCCGUUCGCAUUCUCGUCUUUGUCGCCCUGUCGACGGCCGGCAUGCUGCUCGUCGCCUUCACUCCCCCGUCACAGCCCGUCGCCGUCAAGCUCGUCGGCGUCGUCCUGUCCAGCCUCAGCAGCGGCGGCGGCGAGCUGAGCUUUCUCGGCCUGACACACUACUAUGGCCACAUGAGCUUGGCGGCGUGGGGCAGCGGGACGGGAGCCGCUGGCCUCGCCGGCGCAGGCCUGUACGUGCUGAUGACGGACUGGAUCGGCUUCAGCAUCAAGGCCAGCCUGCUCGCCUCGGCCUUCCUGCCCGUCAUCAUGCUGGUCAGCUUCUUUCUCGUUCUGCCCCACGGCCCGAUGCGCGCCGCCGUGCAGAGGGACUACGAGCCGCUGCUGUCGGAGCAGGAACCAAGCGACGAGGGGGAUGGGGAGAGUGAAAGUUUUGACACCCCUGCCGGAACGGCGUCGUCGGUCCCGUCUGUCCCGGCAGCUGCGUCGACGGCGUACUCUGCGCGCCCGGGCGACGCCAGGAUGUCGUUCCUGGCUAAUCUUCGCCGCUCCAGAUCGCUGUUCGUGCCCUACAUGCUGCCGCUGCUCCUAGUGUACAUUGCCGAGUACACCAUCAACCAAGGCGUCGCGCCCACGCUGUUGUUCCCGCUUGACGCCUCGCCCUUCGCCGAUCUCAGGGAGUUCUACCCCUUCUACGGCUUCCUGUACCAGCUAGGCGUCUUCAUCUCGCGCUCGUCGUCGCCGUUCAUCCGCAUCCGCCACCUCUACCUGCCGUCGAUCCUACAGGUUGUCAACCUGGUGUUGCUGACGCUCCACGCCCUCCUCAACUUCAUCCCUUCGGUGUAUCUUGUGUUUGCCGUCGUCUUCUGGGAGGGGCUGCUCGGCGGUGCUGUCUAUGUCAACACGUUUGCCAAGAUCAUGGAGGACGUGCCGGUCGAGGACCGCGAGUUCAGCCUGGGCGCCACGUCAGUCAGCGACAGCGGCGGCAUCUGCGUCGCUGGCUUCGUCGGCAUGGCCAUGGAGGUCUGGCUGUGCGACUGGCAGGUGCAGCAUGGGAGGGACUGGUGCCGGCGCAUCAGGGCGGGUUGA
Molecule: messenger RNA, 1383 nt
Organism: Lasiosphaeria miniovina
Lineage: Eukaryota; Fungi; Ascomycota; Sordariomycetes; Sordariales; Lasiosphaeriaceae
Product: batten's disease protein Cln3
Exons: 2
Coding region: 1-1383 (460 amino acids)
Biological process (GO): regulation of intracellular pH
Cellular component (GO): vacuole; membrane
Source: RefSeq, a predicted model, not a curated record